CGACAACUUACGUCCUUAUGUAAUGUGUUGUUUCGCUGCAGUUGGUUACUAGGAGCAUACAAUCAGCUCCCUAACCAUAGCAAUCGUGUGGUAACGCGGGACACUACCAAAUGCCAUUCGGCAGUGAGCAGAACGAAGGAUAUCGAUUAUUUUCACAACCACCGUCGCCAGUCCUUGCGAAACGCUGUGCCAGUGAGCAAGUAACCGGUAGUGCCUUGUGGGAGCAGCUGCACCGGCAAAAAGGAUUCGUACACGACGGUGGUGAACACCUAUCCAGGCUCAUUAAAAGGGGAUAAAGUAAGACUGUCGAACACCCUCUGACCGGGCGGAACCGGUAACAGGGGAAGUGUACGAAAAAGUAACGAGUUGACACGGUUAAGAAAUAUGCUGAAUGUUCUACACGUGUAUGAGACGUGUAUGGAAAGAAUACUUCGUUGAGCGAAGUUCUCCAGAGGAUUUACAGCUUUGGGCGCACAAAAGGGACCAGGCCCCCCGUCCCACCACCACGGCCACAUCAUGCACCAGUGUCGAAAAUUUACACGAAGAAAUCUGCUCUUUUUGCUAACGAUCGGUGUCGUGUAUCUGCUGCUCGAUCACUACUUCAAUGGGGAAGAUUAUGGAGACAACAGAGAAAAACUUGUGCUAAUCGAAGAAUCCAUUAAAUCACUCGCGAAUCAGGGUGCUUGCAAGAUGCCAAGUUUACCGGUAGAUUCGCCGGAAAUGUUGAGCUUCCUCAAGGACGAACAACCGAUCGAGUGUGGUAGCGAACUCCAAGACUGGGUAGCAUGUGAGAAAUCGGUUUGUAAUAUAAAGCCGGAAGUUAUCAAGGAAAAGGGUAAAAUUACCUGCGACUAUGCCGACAUCCUACGGCAGAGCGACUUUAAGCUGUCGUUUGGCGAGACGACACGUACAUCUGGCAGCUACACCCUGCAGGGCAGUGACUUUGUGCGGGCCAAGUGUUGGACGGACAGUCGUACCGAGCGGUGGCAGGGUUUGCUGAUAGGCAUCCGGCAGGAUGAGCAGAUACGGGCACGGUCCAGCUGGAACAAGGAAUCCGCCCUGAACGUGCUGAUGCUUGGUUUCGAUUCGCUCAGCCGCAACGCGUUUCAGCGCAAGCUACCGAAGGCUUACAAAUACCUGACCAAGUACCUCGGAGCGGACGUACUGCAGGGGUACAACAUCGUGGGCGAUGGGACACCGCAGGCGCUGAUCCCACUGCUGACCGGGUUCACCGAGCUGGAACUGCCCGACACACGGCGCCGGAUGAAGAACACCGAGUACGUGAACGUGUACCCGCUGAUCUGGCAGGAGUACGAGAAGUACGGGUACGUGACCGCAUUCAACGAAGACGUCCCGAACAUAGGCACGUUUUCCUACCGGUUGAAUGGGUUCGACGAGCAGCCGACUGAUCACUACAUGCGCACGUACUAUCUGGCGAUUGAGGCGUACCUUAGCUACUACAAGCGGCUGUGCAUUGGGGCGAAACCGCGCCAUAAGGUGAUGCUGGACUAUACGCACGACUUUAUGACGAACUAUCACCCAGGCAAACCGCGCUUCGUGUUCAGCUUUCACGGUGAACUGUCGCACGAUUCCAUCAAUUUGGUCGGUGUAGCCGACACCGACCUGACCAACUGGUUGGUGGAACUGAAGAAGUCCGGUGUGCUGAACAGCACGAUACUGGUGCUGAUGUCGGACCAUGGGAACCGUUUCGCCGAGGUGCGCAAUACGCUGCAGGGUAAGCAGGAGGAGCGAUUGCCGUUCUUCAGCUUUACCUUUCCCGACUGGUUCAAGGCGCACUACAAGGAGCAGUACGAGAAUUUCCGCCAGAAUCUCGAUCGGCUCGUCACACCGUUCGAUAUACACGAAACGCUGCAGGACAUAUUGACUCUGCAAACGCUCAAAGCCAAGCAAAAGCCGGCCGUAUCGCGCGCCAUUUCGCUGUUCGACGCCAUACCCCAGAAUCGGUCGUGUGCGGAUGCGUACAUCGAACCACACUGGUGUGCGUGCCUGAACUGGCAACCGAUCAACGAUACGACCUCCUCGGAGGAAGUGUUCCGUUCGGCGAAAACGAUCGUCGAUACGAUCAAUCACCACACGGAGCGACACCGGGGCAUCUGUGCGUUGCUCACGCUGGACGAAAUCCGGUGGGCGGCCCGGCUGCAACCGCACGAAGGAUUGGUCCGUUUCAAGCAGAACCGCGACACGGACGGCUUUCUGGGCGACUUCUCGUCCGACGCGAUACGCGUGCCGCACGAUAUGUACCAGGUGAAGCUCGUCACCAACCCCAGCAAGGCGAUCUACGAAGCGAGCGUGCUGCACGACCGGGCGAACAAUCGAUACAGGGUGAAGCUGGGUGAUAUUUCGCGCAUCAACAAGUACGGCGAGCAGGCCAACUGCAUCUACGACCGGGAUCCGGAGAUGCGCAAAUUUUGCUACUGCAAGGAUGACCAUUGAGAGAGAGUGUGAAAUGCUUGCUUGCCGCAGGUUUUCUGUUGCUCUAUCGUUGUUGCGUUGCUGUGUCCGUAUGAAUGUUGUUAUCCAGUCCUUUUACUGCAUUUUGAUCGUGUAAUAUGUGUGGGGCGGUGGUGUGGUAGACUGUAAUAAUGCCUACCUCCCUUUUCGACAGGAUAUGUGCACUUGGUACUACACCAUUGUCCUAUCUGUCUGACUGAUCCAGCAGCAGUGGUCGUCUGCUGCCGACUUUUGCUACACCAGACACUGACUCUCAUCCAUAAAAGCAGAAACAGAAAAAAAACCUCAGCCGCCUAUCACACUUGCUUCUACGCUGCAUUUCGGUACACGGCGAAGGUUUCCUUGUAAAUACAUCCUUCACUACAUGUCCACAGAAAGCAGAAACCAAGCAAAGGGUGGCAUUGCUGCGGUAUUAAUACUACUCAUAUUAGUGUUUUUUAUAUAUAUACAUAUACAUUUAAAAACGUAUUCGUGGAUCGAAUAAAUCGAAUCCCCUGCAACAACCGGCGCCGACGACCGUCGAUAUGCAGAUGAUAGGAUGUUUAAGAAACUCACCACAAACUACCGCUGUAGAUGUGUGAAAUGUUCGUGAAGCAAUCGUAGUAACCGGAGGGUGAUAGACGGGCGCGGGAUGCUCCCAACAACACCACACCCUUCACUCAUCGGUGUGUUCGUGUGAGAGCAUCCCGUGCAAAGCUUAAAGUGUGCAAGUGUAAAUCUUGUCGCGGUUAGUUAGGAUAAGUGGCACAGCGAGAACUCGAACGCCACCGUGUUUUCGUGAGGACGGCGACGUAUGCAGAGAGCGUGUCAUAAGAACGAAUCUCCUUUAUUUAAUUUAGUUAAGAUCCAAUUUGCAAACGUAUCGGACGCGCGCUAAUUUUCAGGAAAUCUCAUAAAAAGGGCGUUGAAUUUAUUUAGGCACAAAAGCCCGAAGUAAAACUCAAAUAAGUUGCGUCAAACGCGUUGGAUUUGGUGAAAAAAAAAAAAACAGUGAAAAGUUGAAUUAGGUUUGAUAAGGUGUGGUAAGGAUUUGUGUUAUAUUUUUAGGUGUACUAUUUAGGCAAUCAACAGGAAUGAUUUUAAGAAGGAAAAAAGCGACGAAUGAAUUAAAUGCAAAGCGUUCUUCUAUAAAA
This is a messenger RNA of Anopheles stephensi (Asian malaria mosquito), 3605 nucleotides long. RefSeq lists its product as uncharacterized. The record is from RefSeq and is a predicted model, not a curated record. Lineage: Eukaryota; Metazoa; Arthropoda; Insecta; Diptera; Culicidae. The transcript has 6 exons. The coding region runs from base 517 to 2454 and encodes 645 amino acids.